UAUGACUCCAUAGAAGAAGAAACUGUCUGCCGGGAAUCCAGACGUCUGAACAUCUGCACCGCGAGAUCAGUUGUCCGGUCGCACGCAGCAAUUCUAUGACUGAAGUUUCUCGACUCUAUAAAAGCCGGUGCCGCUGUCUGCUUGGAAGAUUCGGAUUCUUUCUGGAAAUAAAAUAUCAGUGUGAAGGACGGCCACGAUGGAACAGUCAAUACGGCUUCUAGCGCUCACACUCUUGAAAAUGGUGGCAGCCAUGUAUAACGAAGGUUCGGGAUACGCCUCCGAUGACAGCUACAAUAAUGAAGUUUAUGUUGAACAGCGCCCACCAGCCCGCCAGCCAGAUUAUCUCGUUCCUCGCUGGUGUUAUGACCUGAAAAUCCAAGAUGGAGAAGCGGCGUGUUAUUCUCCCCGAGGGCCGGGCUACCGCAGCACUCUUGGAACGCGUUGCAGUCUGUCAUGUGACCAGGGCUUCCGCUUUAUUGGACAGAGCUCGGUGCGCUGCUUGCAAAGUCGCCGCUGGUCUGGAUACGCCUACUGCAGGAGGAUCCAAUGCCAUGUUCUACCAGCGAUACCCAAUGGGUCAUACCAAUGUUCGGCUGGGAUUAACGAAGGAUCCCGCUGUGAUUAUACAUGCUCUCUGGGCUAUCAGAUAGAAGGGGACCGAAAUCGUGUCUGUAUGGAGGAUGGGCUGUGGAGCGGAGGAGAACCUGUCUGUGUAGAUGUGGAUCCACCUAAAAUUCAGUGCCCGCCUUCCCGAACAAAAGUUGCAGAGCCAGGAAAGUUAACGGCCGUGGUGUACUGGGGAAGCCCAUUGGUGAAGGAUACGGCUGAUGGUGCAAUCGCAAGAGUCCUUCGCCGAGGCCAAGAACCCGGCUCUGAAUUUCCAGAAGGGGAACACAUCAUCCGAUACACCGCCUAUGAUCGGGCGUACAACCGGGCAAGCUGCAAAUUUGUAAUAAAAGUUCAAGUGAAGAGAUGCCCGGUACUCACUCCUCCGCUCCAUGGCUACAUUACCUGUAGUGGUGCAGGAAAUAAUUAUGGAUCCACCUGCGAGUAUCACUGCGAAGGAAGCUAUGAACGCCAGGGGCCGGCGCUCAGAGUGUGCCAGUUCAGCGGGCAAUGGGCCGGAGCACCAGCUACUUGUACCCCUAUGCAGAUCAAUGUCAAUGUGAAUUCACCUGGCGCAUUUGUGGAUCAGUUCUUUGAGAAGCAGCGACUGCUGAUAAUCUCUGCUCCCAGCGCCUCCGACCGAUACUACCGACUCCAGAGCGCCGCUCUGCAGGGGGCGAGCUGCGGCCUGGAUCAGAGACAUGUCGUAGUGGUGGAGCUGGUUGGAGAGGAGCCAAGGGAAGUGGGACGGGUCAAGUCUCAGCAACUCUCCGUUGACCUCAUUGAACAGCUAAGGCAGGCUCUUUAUAUCACAAAGUCCUAUUUCAAUAUGGUUCUGCUGGACAAGUACGGUGUGGACCGGGAACGCUACCGGCAACCCACAACAUCAGACGAGCUCUUCACUUUCAUCGACACGUAUUUACUAAGCUCACAGGAGAUGGCACAGGUGGAGGCCAACAGAGAACACUGUGAAUGAUGGACUGGAUGGAGCCGAGGAACAACUAUCUGUUCAUUAAAAAAGGAUAGAUUUUUUUUUAUUGUUUAUAGAAAAAGGGUAUUUAUUAAAAAAAAAAAAAAGUCU
Messenger RNA from Rana temporaria (common frog), 1687 nucleotides. RefSeq names its product sushi repeat containing protein X-linked 2 (gene SRPX2). NCBI's taxonomy places the organism in Eukaryota, Metazoa, Chordata, Amphibia, Anura, Ranidae. The record is from RefSeq and is a predicted model, not a curated record. The transcript is spliced from 11 exons. Bases 197 to 1582 code for a protein of 461 amino acids.